ACGCUUUUGUUCAAACUCAGAAGUCAGACAGACAGUCGUACGUUUACAGAGGUGCGAGUUCUACAUUACUCACCAAAUGUGCUUUUAAAACGCUGACAAAAAACAGUGUCGCUCUUGUCAAGCGCAUUCAACUUGAUUUUUAACCUACAGUGCCAGUUUUGGAAACUACAUUUGGUUUUGUUGUACUUUGAUCGUUUCAAGUUGUUCAAACAGGGACAGCAAGGUGUCCUGUGCGAGGGAGUAGAAGGAAGGAUUUUUCUUUAACCCAGUUCUCUGUUGGCUUUGCUGGAGUAUGACUGCUGUCAUGUACAGUUAGCCUACUAGACAUUUUCUUUGACAGAAAGGAGAGAGUAAGUUUAUGCUACCCUUCAUCCUCCUCGCUGGAUAUCUAUGGAGAGGGUGUCCUGUAUGCUCUCACGCAGCUCUUGGAGUUACUUGCGGCCGAGACAGUACCGUGAAUGUUGAAUUCACCGACCUGGAUAGCAGAAGACGACACACUUAACCUCAUUUGAAUGCCUUUGCAAGGAGUUUGCUGGUUUCUGUGCUGCAGGCAGGGCUUUAGUUUGCUCGGACGGGACUAUGGGGAGAAAGAGGAGGAAGCGUCUUUUGAAUUGCGCAACAAGGAGGACUUGACUCCCAAUGGACGGAGUCCAGCUGAAGUGACUGUUUCUCAACCAACUCGCACAGCCAAUGGAACAAAUGGGCACACUGUCUCAGAGAUGAAUGAAGAGAUGAAGAGCCUGGUCAUCGAGAAGAGUAAGAUGGGCCUGGAGGAAGAGCCUGAAGUGCUGGUCAAGGGGUGGCUGUUGCGGGAGGUGCGAGGAAACUGGAUCAAGCAGCGUCGGUACUGGUUCAUACUGAGCCAGGAUUCCCUUGACUACUACACCGGACCAGAGAAAGGAGCCCGGAGACUGGGCACGCUGGUCCUCACCAACCUCUGCUCUGUCAUCUGGCCAGACAAGCAGACAUACAAGGAAACGGGCCACUGGAGCAUCACAGUAUAUGGACGGAGGCACUGCUACAGGCUGUACACCAAGCACUUCAACGAGGCUGUGCACUGGGCAUGUGCCAUCCAGAAAAUCAUUGAUACCAAAGCACCAGUGGAAACACCAACACAGCUCCUUAUUCGAGACAUCGAGGAGAAUAAGUUCAACCCUGAGGCAGUGGAGCACAUAUACCAGCACAAUCCCAUCCUGAAGUACACCCAGGGCCCCCUGUAUGCUCCUCUGCUGCCCUUCCCAUAUGGCAGCCUGGAGCACACAUACCACAGCGGAAAAGGCUACGGCUCGGUGCGUGAGGAGGCCGUGAAGCUCUUCAAUUGCCUGCAGCAACUAGAGUCGGCGUGGGAGCCAGUUCCCAUCAUCCAGGGCGUGCUGCAGACCUGCCUGGACCUGCGGCCCCUCCGCGACGAGGUCUACUGCCAGCUAGUGAAGCAGACCAGCUACACUCCUGCCCCGUACACUGCCGCACACCUCCGCUACUGGCAACUUCUCACUUGCAUGAGCUGCACCUUCCUGCCUGGGCCCACCGUGCUCAAGUACCUGCGAUUCCACCUUAAGAGGAUCCAGAGCCAGAGUCCUGAGUCUGAGAUGGAUAACUAUGCGUCAUUCAUCAGCGAGGCUCUGGAGAAGACAAAGUGUCGGGAGUGUGUGCCAUCCUGGGAGGAGAUCCAGAUGCUGAUGAGCCGACAGGAGAUGCUGUGCACUGUGCACUAUCCUGGCCCUCUAUCCUGCCAGCUCUACAUCAGCUCACACACAACCGCCAAUGAGGUGGUUCGAAGGAUGCAGGAGAAGCUCGGCCUGCAAGAGAGCAAAAACACAUUUGCACUGUACGAGCAGAAUGCACUGUGGGAGCAGCCGGUCACAGGCAGCGCUCUGAUUGCUGACAUCCUGACCAGGUUUGAAAACCUCUCCACCAAAGAGUCAGAGUCUGAAUCCCAUUGGAAACUGUGUUUCAAGCUCUACUGCCUGUUGGAUGCUGACAGCAUAUCAGUAGACAGCAUUGAGUAUAUCUUCCUCUUUGAGCAGUGCCAUGAGAUGGUGGUGCGUGGCCAGCUGCCAGCCUGUGAAGAGGACCUGCAUGCCUUAGCUUCCCUGAGGCUUCAGUGUCUGAUGGGUGACUUCAGUACUCAUGCCCCCUGCCCACCUCUGGACGAGCUUUUCCCAGGUCACGUUCUAGAAUCUCGAGUCCUCAUGUCCCUCUCUGCACCCCAAACCCUGCCUCCUUGUCAGGUGGCUGCCCAAGGCUGCCCCACGACGCAGCGCUUCCACACGGGCCUCCUGGCUGGGGCGCUGUGGAGCCACACAGCUACAGCAGCGCACAAGCAAAAGGUGGAGCAGGACAUGCGUCUGCGGAGUCGGCUGAAGGAGGAGGGAGCGACUGUCAUGGUAUCCAUCUUGGAGCGUUGGAAAGGUCUAGCCGGCUACAGCCGCAGGGAUAGUAUGGCCGCCUACCUCACAAUUGCACGCCAGUGGUCAGGCUUUGGAUGCACUCUUUAUGAAGUGGACUUUUAUAUUAGUUCAACAGGGAGUUUUUCCCAGAAGUUGUGGCUUGGUGUAGCUGCUACAUCGGUGUCUCUGUAUCGGCAGGGAGAGGCAGAGGCCCUGGAGUCCUUCCCUUAUGGCCAGAUCUGUUCUUAUGGCGUAUCCGAUAGCAACACCUUCAAGAUCACAGCUGGGGAUCGGGAUCUGCUGUUUGAAACCACCAAGCUGACUGAGAUCAUGCAGCUGAUGAAUGCGUAUUUCAGUGCCAUCCAUCGCCAGCGAGGGAAAGGGGAAGAUGCGGACAUCACCAUCACAGAAAGCACAGAGGUGGGAUUCCAUCACCUGGCCUUGACACACACACCCACCCUCCUGGAGCUGCCCUCGCACCCUGUUUGAGAGGGAUCCAUACCUGAACACCCCCAACCCCCCACCAUCCUAAUCCACGUGGCCCCUGUGAAGCCCAGCCCCAGUCCUCAGGACACCACGCCUCCUCCACUGGGAACGGCACGGCAGCCAAAACAAAGAGAGGGCUGUUUUCGCUCCCCAUCCGUGAAAAUAAACCCUUGCUGAGCUUUCCAGCUAAGGGAGCUGGCCGAGGGAGGGUGCGGGAGGGGACGGGAAGGCAAGGGGGUUCUGUUUUGCAAGUGAGGCCAGAAACCCACAGAAACCAAUGCGGUUGCUGAUGAGCUGUCACACACCCUCCACCCCAUCCUGUCACGCAACCAACUCUGUUACCCUACAUGGCAACACCUCCACCACCCCCUUAGACAAUGUGAGACGUUGGCAUGAGCCUUACUACAUCAGGGAGAGAUAGCAUCACAAGAGUUAGGACUUAUGGCAACAAUAAGCUGUGGUACUCCUCUCUUUUUCUCUCUCGAAGUGUGCCAUAUUUGUUUUGCCUUUCCUAGAAGGCAGUUGUCGCUCAUGCACUGCUGGAAUAGUGUUGAGAACAUUCAGUGACACACACACACCCUCCCGUCUUUGGUUCUCUUUCACACACGCAUACACACACACACUCUCUCUCACGUGCACUUAUGCUGACAUGUUCAUCAGAGACAGUCCGUUUUCAUAAGGUCCCUGGCCGGGUUUGCAUUACCUGGAACUGUUGAUGCAGUGAGCCAUGUGAACUUGGAACUGGAAACAGAUGUUGAACUCUGUAGCUAAGUCACUUUGGCUGCCAUUGCCAUAUAGACUCUUACCUAUGGGAUUAUGUGUGUGUGUUUGUGUGCGUGUGUUUGUGUGUCUAUUUGAUCAAGAAAAUCAUUUCCUGGACUGCAUUCAGGAUCGGAGUCUGUCACAGAAACAAAAAAGGAUUUCGGAACUGUUUCUUCGUUGUAUCCAUCAAAUGCUCUCCUGUGUCCUUCGUUGUGCUGCUUGUCUUGGCUGUAAUCCUCAACACGAAACUUUGUUCUAUCCUAAUGCAGCUCUUCUCUGCUGAAAAUAACAGGUGCUUCUCUGUUUAUUAUUGUUAUUUUCACAUUGUGUAUAUAUAAUGGAAGAAAUUAAACUUAGAGUACACAUAAAACCCCUAGUCAGAGAUCUGGAUCAUAAGAGAAGAAGUGACGCCAUAUUUACCAUGCAGUUCCCCUGCUAUUUAAACCAAAAUGUUUUUUAAUCAGGCCAUGGAUGCUUUUGUAGUAUUAUUUAUGCAAACUUUGCUAUUUUCUCUGUGCUUUGUCUUAAAUGCAGACCCAGAUGUGUUUUCUGAUAAAAUGUUAACCAACAGCCAUAAAUGCUUUUGGUUGUGUUCCAAGCUGUGUUCCCCUUGAUCCCCCUGCAGUUCAGAUGUGUAAAUCCUGUGUAGCUCAGUCUUUGUGUUCACUGUUUGAGUUUUCUUGUGAAGCCAAAGUUUCGCCAAGUCAUGGGUUUGAGCAUGGACCAAAGAUAUUUUUUCCAAAUAAGCUUUUAUUACAAGAAAUUAUCCCAAAGCAGACAGA
Molecule: messenger RNA, 4420 nt
Organism: Perca fluviatilis (European perch)
Lineage: Eukaryota; Metazoa; Chordata; Actinopteri; Perciformes; Percidae
Gene: plekhh3
Product: pleckstrin homology, MyTH4 and FERM domain containing H3
Exons: 13
Coding region: 513-2879 (788 amino acids)
Biological process (GO): signal transduction
Cellular component (GO): cytoskeleton
Source: RefSeq, a predicted model, not a curated record